Molecule: messenger RNA, 2819 nt
Organism: Paraphaeosphaeria sporulosa
Lineage: Eukaryota; Fungi; Ascomycota; Dothideomycetes; Pleosporales; Didymosphaeriaceae
Product: MFS general substrate transporter
Exons: 6
Coding region: 441-2639 (732 amino acids)
Biological process (GO): transmembrane transport
Molecular function (GO): transmembrane transporter activity
Source: RefSeq, a predicted model, not a curated record
CGCACCGGAUUGUGGGCAGCGCGCGUCGUGCAUCGAUUGCAGCGGCGCCGGCCUUAACAACGCCCACAAUGGCUUACUCAGAGCCCUGGACAGCCUAAGUGCUGUUGCCAUCCUCCGUUGGCCGAGCUGUACGAAAUACUUUUGCCUACCUGCACGUUGCCGACCUGAGCAAUUAGCUGUUCUUUGUCAUUGCCCUGAUCUGUCGUCGGCAUUAUUUGUACGACCAUUGUCUCUUGCCCGAGCUUUGAUGUGGACCCUCGAUAACCUUAUACUACUUCAUAUAUUUCUACAAUUAUCUCUCCCUCUAGGUUCCUUUGCGCCCACGCAUAUCGUGACGAGAACAGGCGGAAGUGGUCGGAAAGCUCAGGCUUGCGUUGAGCAACAUCCUGCAUUGCGCUGUUUCCUACUGAUUUCUGGCGCGCAAUAAACACCUGCCCGCCAUGAAUGAAGAGGACGUGGAGAUGCUGCGGAAUGAGGAAGAUGCGGAGCCGAGAAGAUUCUCAUCAUGGGUCAACGCGCAGGGAGAGUUCCAACGUAACGUAGAGCCUGGACGCACAGUCGACGCCCUCUUCGAAUCUCCUCCUUCUGGCAGGCCUCUGCCAACAGCCGGAGCGAACGCGCCACCGCACGCGACAGAGACGGAGGAAGUUGCCUCUAGACGGAGCAGCUUAGCCUCAUCCUCCUCUUCGGCCUCAUCCUCCUCCACCACGCACACGCCCAGAUUAGAGGAGAUCCGAACACACAAUGUGUCUUCUACACGAGAAAGAAGAGACACGUUCUCGAGUGUCGGGGGAGGAUCAGGCAUACUGUAUCGGCACCCGACAGAAAGGAACCCUGAGGCUCUGAGCCGUAUCGAGACGAUUCGUUCGCAGCACGCCGGUACCGUCGGUGCCAGGCUGACAGGGCCAUCGCGGAUAACCAGGACACUCAGUCGACGCAGGACCGAAAAGCCGCUCUCGGAAAUGGGAGCAAAUAAACCGUACCCUCCACCGCUUCCCGAUCGCGAAGAAUACGUCGUGGAAUUUAUGGGCGUGGAUGACCCGAUGCAUGCCCAGAACUGGCCCAUGAAAAAGAAAAUCUACAUCGCAGUGUUGAUGGCGUAUCUGUCUUUGGCAGUGACUAUGGGCAGUAGUAUAUUCAGCCCGUCUACGAGGCCGGUCGCAGAAGAGUUUGGCGUUAUCCCUGAAGUCACAACAUUGGGAACGAGUCUGUUCGUGUUCGGAUACGCGUUUGGUCCACUCGUCUGGGCACCCAUGUCCGAACUGUACGGCCGCAAGCUUCCAUUGCUAGUCGGCUCGUUUGGCUUCUCCGUCUUCAGUCUCGCGGUCGCGACGGGGAAAGAUUUACAAACCGUUCUGAUAUGUCGCUUCUUCGCCGGAUUAUUCGGAGCAUGUCCGUUGAGCGUUGUCGCUGCCGUAUACGCCGAUAUCUUUAGUAACGUACAGCGUGGUAUCGCGAUUGGUACAUUCAGUGCCACCGUGUUUAUGGGGCCGAUGAUGGCACCCUUCAUUGGUGGCUUCAUCGUGACAAGCCAUCUCGGUUGGAGAUGGACCAUGUACAUUUCCUCAAUCAUGGGCUGGCUUGCAUUCGCACUGAUUGUUCUGUUCAUGGAAGAGACAUAUCCCCCGCAAAUCCUCGUUGGGAAAGCCGCCAAGCUGCGAAGACGGACUUUGAACUGGGGAAUCCACGCGAAGCAAGAGGAAAUCGAGGUCGAUCUGAAAGAACUCAUCAUCCGCAACGUGAGCAGGCCGUUGCGCAUCCUAUUCACCGAGCCCAUCGUCUUACUCAUCACGAUCUACAUGUCAUUUGUCUACGGCAUCCUGUACUGCUUCCUCACCGCAUACACACUCGUCUUUGAGGGACAGUACGGUUUCACACCGGGCGUAUCAGGCCUGACAUACUUUGGCCUGAUCGUCGGCGUUAUACUCGGCUUCGCCCUGAUGGCCGCCAUGAACCCCUCGUACGGACGGAAGCUCAAGGCCAACAACAACAUCCCCGUCCCGGAAUGGCGCCUGCCCCUUGCCAUGGUCGGCGCACCAACAUUCGCUGGCGGCCUCUUCUGGUUCGGCUGGACUGGCUACAACGGGCGCACCCUCUGGGUCGCCCCUGUCUUCUCGGGCAUCUUCACCGGCUUCGGCAUCUGGACCAUCUUCCUGGCGCUACUUAACUAUAUCAUUGAUGCAUACCUGAUGUUCGCGGCCUCGGCCGUCGCCGGAAACACGUUCAUGCGGUCCCUCUUCGCCGGCACGUUCCCCCUCUUCUCGACGUACAUGCUCAACGGCAUGGGCAUCCAGUGGGCGUCUACGCUCCUCGGCUGCGUCGCCACCCUCAUGGUCCCCAUGCCCUUCCUCUUCUACAUCUACGGCAAGAAGAUCCGUGCGAAAUCGACCUUCUCGCCGGCCCCGGACAUCGCGCAGGACAAGCGGCGCGACGAGGAGGCGCGACUGGGCACAGACGGCGGAAACGGGAGCGGCAGUGAGAACACUGCGCAGGGCAGCGAUUUGGGGCCUGCGGUGGAGAAGGAGGAGAGUGAAGGUGGGCAGGUGCAGAAUAGAGAUUUGAACACGCACAGGAAGAGGAAGGAGAGGGGCGUGAGACGGCAGGGUGAGACGGUGGGGAUGGGGAGGGAGGAAGCUUAGGAGAGGGUGAGAGAGGUGUUCUGCGCAAGAGAGGAAUGCAGGAGCUUUGGUGGGCGGGAAGGUAGUGUGCGAUAGUAGCGGCGGCGUUAACGUAAUGUCUAAAUCAGUUGGGCUGCAGCGUGAUGAAUCUAGGACCAACAGCCACAGCGCUCAUAUCGCAGCACUGGAUUUGGACUCGUC